GGUGCCCUCUAGCCGCCCCUCCGCGACUGUCGCCUUCCGCCCCUAUGCUAUGCCGCACACCCAGUCUAGAAAGGCUUGUCUAGCAGCCGAAGAGCCUGGCGCGGUCCUGAUUGGGAGGGCUCGGUGUGGAAGAGAUGAAUCGGACAAAGGUUGAUGAGGAGGAAUAUUGGAACAGCUCCAAGUUCAAGGCUUUCACCUUUGAUGAUGAUGAUGAUGAGCUCUCUCAGUUAAAGGAAUCCAAGCGGGCAGUGAAUAGCCUUCGAGACUUCGUGGAUGAUGAUGACGACGAUGACCUGGAGAGAGUCAGCUGGACUGGGGAACCUGUGGGAAGUAUCUCAUGGUCCAUCAAAGAGACUGCUGGGAACAGUGGGUUAAACCACGAGGGGCGUGAGCAGCUGAAGAGCCGAAACAGCUUCUCCUCCUAUGCGCAGCUACCCAAACCUACUUCUACCUAUUCCCUGAGCAACUUUUUUAGAGGGAGAACUAGACUUGGAAGUUUCCAGUCCCUUUCUGAUGCUCUUUCGGACACACCUGCCAAAAGCUAUGCUCCAGAGCUGGGGAGACCCAAGGGGGAGUUUAGGGACUACAGCAAUGACUGGAGCCCCAGCGACACGGUGCGACGCCUUCGGAAGGGCAAGGUCUGCUCACUAGAAAGAUUCCGCUCCUUACAGGACAAGCUACAACUUUUAGAGGAAGCAGUUAGCAUGCAUGAUGGAAACGUCAUUACUGCUGUUCUGAUAUUCCUGAAGAGGACACUGAGCAAAGAGGUCCUCUUCCGAGAGCUAGAGGUGCGACAGGUUGCCCUGAGACAUCUCAUUCACUUCCUUAAGGAAAUAGGGGAUCAAAAGCUGCUUUUAGAUCUCUUCAGGUUCCUAGAUAGAGCAGAAGAGCUUGCGCUGUCCCAUUAUCGAGAGCACUUGAGCAUUCAGGACCCUGAGAAGCGGAAAGAAUUUCUUAAGACCUGCAUUGGUUUGCCAUUUUCAGUGGAAGAUUCUGCACACAUACAAGACCAUUACACGCUCCUGGAACGUCAGAUCAUUAUUGAGGCAAAUGACCGCCAUCUAGAAUCAGCAGGACAGACUGAGAUCUUCCGGAAGCACCCCCGCAAAGCUUCCAUCCUCAAUAUGCCACUAGUGACGACACUCUUCUAUUCCUGCUUCUACCACUACACGGAGCCCGAGGGGACAUUCAGCAGUCCAGUCAACCUGAAGAAGACAUUUAAGAUCCCAGAUAAACAGUAUGUGCUGACUGCCUUGGCCGCCCGCGCCAAGCUCCGUGCCUGGCAUGAUGUAGAUGCUCUCUUUACCACAAAGAACUGGCUGGGCUACACCAAGAAGAGAGCACCUAUUGGCUUCCAUCGGGUUGUGGAAAUUCUGCACAAGAACAGUGCCCCCGUCCAGAUAUUACAGGAGUAUGUCAAUCUAGUGGAAGAUGUGGACACAAAGUUGAACUUAGCUACCAAGUUCAAGUGCCACGAUGUCGUCAUUGAUACUUGCCGGGACCUGAAGGACCGUCAGCAGUUGCUAGCGUACAGGAGUAAGGUGGACAAAGGAUCUGCAGAGGAGGAGAAGAUCGAUGCCAUUCUCAGCAGCACGCAAAUUCGGUGGAAGAAUUAAGUGGCAUCAGCUACCCUGAGACCUGACUCGUUUCUUCCUUUCCUGCCUUUGAAAAGAGUGUACUCUCUUUUUUUUGUUUUGUUUUGUUAAUCCUCACCCGAGGAUAUUUGCCAUUGAAUUUUAGAGAGAGUGGAAGGAGGGGGAGAGACAGAGAGAGAAACAUCGAUGUGAGAGAGACACAUUGUUUGGUUGCCUCCUACACUUGCCCAACCGGGGCUUGGGAUCUGGCCUGCAACCAAAAUACGUGCCCUUGACUGGAAUUGAACCCAGGACUCUUCAGUCUGAAGCUGACAGAGCGCGCACUCUCCUUUGGGAGAGUUACAGCAGCACAUCGCUUGGGCCUGUCAUUAACAGGUGGCACCUGCUACUCUUGGGACAGAAACUGGCACCUGAGCACUGAUCUUCUGUCCAAGGGCCAUUGUCUGAGGGCCGAGAUCUAAAGCUUCGACUCAUGGGAAAGAUCCCCUCCACCUGGUGCUCACGUGAAAGUGGAGUCAUUUCUAGACUGGGCCCGUUUGGGGCAGGAUCUCCCUUGGUCUGAGGAAAGUGACUGCUCUGCUAAAGAAGUCUCCUAGACUAGGAGGUGCAGCUAUCAUAGAGUGACCACUCAGUUCCUCUCAGCGACUGUGACCCUGGACUUGGUGCUGGACAUGGCCAAUUCUGCUGUGAAUGGGGUCACAACAGAACCAAAAUGGCUCCUUGAGAAGGGUGCCAAUGUUGCAGGACCUCCUGGAGGUGCCCUCACUCCAGACUGCACAGAGCACUCCAAGUUAUGACAGAUGGCCCAGACGUGUCUUCAGCCAGCGUCCCUCUGCUGCCCCAGUCUAGCCUCUGUUCAAGGACCUCUGGUUCCUCUCUCACCUGCAGACUGAGAUGACCUUGUGUGGGUGACGAGAACAUCCCCACUGCCUUUCCCUCUAACACUCCUGCCCCAGACUGCCCACCUGUGUGGAGCUUAGAUUUGGCAGUACCAGAGCUCUCCCGGAUGCACAGAACUCGCUGUUGCACUAGGAGCCUCCACUAGGGCUGACCUCAGCAGCAUUUCUGACUGUUAGGAUAUUGAGAUGGAGGCUUUAGUAUCACACUUGGUUUUAAGAGGAUGUUCUGUAAUGCUAGAUGCCUGCCCUAUACAAUGUUAGCCUCUCUUCUCUGUGAUUGGAUUGGGUUUCCCCAGACAUGUGUGGACUCCUAAUAAAGCUGUUUCUUCCUUGGUG
Messenger RNA from Myotis myotis, 2830 nucleotides. It is a transcript of the gene VIPAS39, whose product is annotated as VPS33B interacting protein, apical-basolateral polarity regulator, spe-39 homolog. Gene Ontology annotation, cellular component: cytoplasm. Bases 135 to 1616 code for a protein of 493 amino acids. The record is from RefSeq and is a predicted model, not a curated record. Gene Ontology annotation, biological process: intracellular protein transport; vacuolar transport. NCBI's taxonomy places the organism in Eukaryota, Metazoa, Chordata, Mammalia, Chiroptera, Vespertilionidae. The transcript has 20 exons.